AUGGAUGUGAUUGAGAAGGUAGAAAGAAAGGAUGAGCGUGGCAAUACCAUCCAGUAUUCACUAUACAAGGGCUUUGUAUUUCCUCCCGUUAUCUCGAGUAACAUCCGGGACUUGGUAAUCAACACUGCCCAACUUAAAUGUCGACAGGAUGAUGUGUUGCUGUAUACUUACCCCAAAUGCGGAACACACUGGAUGUACAACAUAUUACGUAUGUUUCUCACCGGAAACCUCACAUAUGCCGGUACUCCGGUGUAUCUGGAGUUUUUCGAUAUUGAUGUCAUAAACAAUAUGCAAUCUCCAAGGCUGUUUGCAACUCAUCUAGAGUUAGAUUUGCUUCCUGAUGACAUGAAGAACGGCAUUGGCACGGUUGUCAACAUAAUCCGGAAUCCUAAAGACGCUGCUGUCUCUUACUAUUGCUUUUUGACCUCUUUAAAGAAUGUUGGAUUCACUGGGGGCUUCGAUGGAUUUCUAAAUUUCUUUCUAAAGGAUGAAUUUUUCUUUGGAAAUUGGUUUGCUGUCAUCAAAGACUGGCUGGAUAUUAAAAAGAAGUACCCAAAGAUGAGGACUCUUAUGCUUUACUAUGAAGAUCUGAAAAGGAAUACACUUUCAAAUCUGGAAAGAGUUCAGGAAUUUCUUGGAAUUACUAGCGAUAAGGAUUUCUGCAAAAAGGUGAUGGCUUGCACGGACUUCACAACAAUGAAACAAAAGCACAAGGAAGAAUCAAAAAGCAUACAGGAAUUCAAAGAUUUUAGUGAAGACGGGGUUCUUCCUGUGUACAGGAAAGGUGAGAUAGGGGACUGGAAGAGAUGGUUUACGCCAGAACAAAGCCAACAUUUUGAUCUUAUUUAUAAAGAAAAAAUGCAAGGAUACGAUGUAGAUAUAGUAUUUGAGUGA
Molecule: messenger RNA, 894 nt
Organism: Ylistrum balloti
Lineage: Eukaryota; Metazoa; Mollusca; Bivalvia; Pectinida; Pectinidae
Product: sulfotransferase 1A1-like
Exons: 5
Coding region: 1-894 (297 amino acids)
Biological process (GO): sulfation
Cellular component (GO): cytoplasm
Molecular function (GO): sulfotransferase activity
Source: RefSeq, a predicted model, not a curated record